AUGGCAUCUGCCCUCAACAGCAGCGUUCACCCGCCCGGGACUUGCUCGAGCUCCAAAGCCGACGCCCGAGCCGGCGCGGGCUGGAGAAUGGACUGCGAUCCGGAGAUGCACGUGAAAAUGUGCAAGAAGAUCGCCCAGCUUACCAAGGUGAUCUAUGCCCUGAACACCCGCCAGGACGAAGCCGAGGCCAGCAUGGAGGCGCUGCGUGAAGCGCAGCAGGAGGAGCUCCAGAGCGCGGUGGCGGAGACGAAGGCCCGGCUUCUGCAGGAGCGCGGCUGCCCCAAAGAUGACCAGGAGGCCCUGCUGCAGCGAAUCCAGGCCCUGGAGAGCGCUCUGGAGAUGCAGAAGAAACUGACCCAGGAGGCCCUGGCUGAGUCGGCCACAUGCAGGCUGCAGACCAAAGAGAGAGAGCUGAGGGUGGAGGCUGAGCACGCGGAGCGGGUGCUCACGCUCUCCAAGGAGAUGCUGGAGCUCAAGGCUGACUACGAGAAGAGACUGCGGCGCCUGGCGCAUCAUGAGGGCCCUCCCUGGGGCCAGCUUUCCCAGGAGAGCCCCGACGCCAAGGCCGAGCUCGGCCAGGGCCCAGAGAUGCAAGAGGUGCUGCUGGAGGUGGAGCGACUGCGGGCCGAGAACCAGCAGCUGAGCCAGGACUACGCCCGCAAGGCGGAGGAGCUGCAAGCCAGCUAUGAGCGGGAGAACGAGGCCAUCCGGCAGGCCAUGCAGCAGUCGGUGAGCGAAGCCCUGUGGCAGUGGCAGGAGAAGGAGAGCGACCUCCGCAAGAACUUCCAGGUGCAGGAGUCGGCCCUGCAGGCCCAGGUCAGGAAGCUGGAAGGGGACCUGGAGCACAGGGGGCGCAGGAUCAGUGACCUGAAGAAAUAUGCCCAGAAGCUGAAGGACAGGAUUCAGGACCUGGAUGUGCAGCUGAGGGAGGCUCGGCAGGAGAAUUCAGAGCUGAAGAGUACGGCCAAAAAGCUUGGGGAGAAGCUGGCUGUUGCCAAAGACAGACUGGUGCUGCAGGAGUGUCAUGUGACACCCAAAACAGGUGCCAUGAAGACUAAGAAUGACACUCUAGGGGAAGCAGAUGCCCUGGAAGCCCACUGUCUUCAUCCUCAGCUGGACCAAGGCCUUCCCAAGGAGGGUCCCAGCCUGAAUGGUGGCACAGAUACACAGACUGAGAAAGAGGCAAGUGUUGAGACAGAAUACAUGAAGCACCGUUACGAAGAAGACCUCCUGAAGCUCAGACGACAGACUGAAGAGGAGAGGAAACACCAGCAAGACCAGCUCCUGCAGCACCUGGAAGACUUGGUGAAGAAGCACUCGGCAGAAAUCAAGUCAGUGCGCUCCUCCGCUGAGGCUGAACGGAAGAAGCUGCAGAAGGAAGUAGAAGCGCAGUUGGAAGAAGUGAAGAAGAAAUCAGAAAAGGAAAUAAGGCAGCUGGAAGAAGAGAAAUCGGCCCUAAAUAUGAAGCUUCAGAGUUCUCUGCUCGAGGUUUUAAGACUGGAAGAAUUUAUCCAACAACAGAAGGUGCCAUCCCAAAGAGCCGAAGAAAGACCCCAAAAGUCAGACUGCGGACCCUGCUGCAUUCCCGAGAGCCAGGACCCGUGCUCCAAGCUGAAGGACCCUUCUCGGAUGCUGCUGAGAGAAGACAAGUUAGCAGCUGAAGAAGGAGCCAGCCCUGAUGAAGAAGAAAGGUCAGCAGUGCCCCUCAAGGAGGACAGUGACUCCCAACACCCUCUGGGCCCCUCCCUGAAGGAGAAGGCAGCCAAGAUCCAGGGUCUACAGGAGGACUGGCAAAACCAGACAGCCCGACGGCAAGCCCAGGCCACAGAGGAGCUCUUGAAAAAGGAAUCCAGCCACAGAGCCCAGCUGCAACACCAGGCACACUGGCUGGAGCGCCAGACCCUGGAGAAAAAGGCUGGACAGGAGCUGCAGGAGGAGCAGAAGAUGCAGGCGCAGCAGGCGCAGCUGCCAGAGACCCUCAGGCACGAGCUGCCGGAGCAGCGAGAUGCCUGCUGCGAGCCCCAGAAGGACCUGGAGACACUGCGCAGCUCGGGCAGGCGGCAGGCCACCGUCCUGCGUCCAGGGGACAGCGAGGACCGCGUGGUCACCUCCGAGGACACCGCCGAUGGCCCAGUCGAGGGAGCUGGGCUCCGCGAGGAGAAUGCGCAGCUCCGGAACGCCGUAAUGCGGCUGCGCGCUGAGGCGGAAGAGCUCCAGCAGGAGGCGCGGCAGCUCCGCGAGCAGCGCAGGUUGCUGGAGGAGGACCAGCAAGCCCAGAGGGCCAGAGAGGCCGAGACGCUGCGCCAGGAGCACCGCAAGGAGAUGCAGGCCAUGGUGGCCGACUUCAGCGGUGCUCAGGCCCGGCUGCAGGCCCGGCUGGCGGCUCUGGAGGCCGAACUGAAAGAUUCCGGAGAGAAGCCGGUGAAAGCAGCGUCCAGGCCCGAGGACCUGCAGCUCAUAGGCUGCCUGCAGGCGCGCCUCAGGGAGCGCGAGGAGAUCAUCAAGCGGCUCACGGAGGAGAGGCGCUUCCACUACGCGGCCUUCCCCAGCGCCAUGUCCCACCGGAACCGGUCCUUCUCCUUCAACCCUCACCCGGGCUAUUUGACGCCCUCCAUGAAGAAGAAGAGGAUGGAGGAGGUGCCCAGCCGCGUGGUCAGCGUGCCCAACCUCGCCUCCUAUGCGAAGAACUUCCUGAGUGGAGAUCUGAGCUCCAGGAUCAACGCCCCUCCGCUCACAAAGUCACCCAGCCUGGACCCAAGCCCCAGCUGUGGCCGGCCUUAUAAGCCCACCCCGUUGCUAGAUGCAAAAAGUGCAGCGAGGGUACAAGACGGCGAAGGAGCCCAAGCUAAGGAAGCUCCGCAGAAGCAGGGCUCUCCACACCAGGAGUGGUUCACUAAGUACUUUUCCUUCUAAACCGAUCUUCACGAUACAUCACAGAAGACAUCGGCAAACAUUUACCAUUUACGAAAGGAAUGAGCUUCAACCACCGAGUAACUUGCUUGUCCGAUGAUGUACGUAUCACAGCGAAAACAAAUGUUGGCUUUAACCCUUCAUACUGUUUCAUUGUGUCGCUAGUUUGUUCCAAAUUCUUGAUAUUGAAGAUAAAACCAACCAGUGUUACUGAAAAGCACGCAUAGGGAAAUGCUACUAAUAUGGCUGAGGUGCAGACAGCAUCGCUAGUGCCCAGAACGUCCUGCAUCCUCUGAGAUGUCGGGCUUUGGGGUGUCUGUGGUUUACUUUUAAAAGUGGUUUCAUUUUUCUUAUGACUUUCUUGCAAAGUCAUUUCUGUGUAAAAUGAUGUCAUUCCUAAAUGCACUUCUAACCUCAGUAGGGGAAGGAAUAAGAUAACGUUCACUAUUAACAGGAAGGCCAGUUUCAAAGCCCAGAACAAACGCUGUCAGAGUGGACUGCGGCAUGCUUGGGUUGAAUGCUCUGACCUCCUGGGUGUGAGACACGCAGAUAUAAACAGGGUCACACCUACCUCAGGAGGGGCCAUGCCAGGACUAGCAAGGCUGUGCAGAACGAUCCAGAAUUGGAAUUUCCUGAACGUUAACUGUGCCACACCCUGUCACACAUCUCCCUGCCAGUGACUGACAUGUCGAGGUGGCCAUCUGUGAUGACAGCUGCUAGGUGACCUGUUCUCUGAAGUCAGAGCUAGGCUGCAUGCUGCGCUGUGUCCCCACUGCAUGGACUCGUUGUAAUGCUGGGAUUGGCCACUCAUGGUGCUGACCAUGCGCUCCUCCGUCCACACGGAACUGUCUCACUGCUGACAGAACAAGGCAAUUUGACGAGACGCAGGACAACUUUUAGUGGGCAACGUAUCUCUUCAGUCCAUUGGUGCUGGCCAGCAAGUGGCCCCAAAACAGAUUUUAAUUCUAUGCACUCUUAUUUGCUCUUUUAAUAAAAUGUUAAACAUCUGGGCAAUAAAAAUGGUGGUAUCUUGUAUUGCUUUUCCAUAGAAAGGUAAAAUUAGAUGAAGAAAGUUUGGAAGAAGGAAGUUCACAUUAAGCUUAUCAGAUCAUCUCUAAAUAAAAAGCUGAUUACAGUAUAUCAAGAAAUGCUGGCUAAGGGCCAGUGAGAUAGCUCAGUGGAUUAAGCACAUGCUAGGCAUGUACAAGGCCUGGGGGUCAA
Octodon degus (degu) is the source of this 4131-nucleotide messenger RNA. RefSeq names its product family with sequence similarity 184 member B (gene Fam184b). Lineage: Eukaryota; Metazoa; Chordata; Mammalia; Rodentia; Octodontidae. Bases 1 to 2913 code for a protein of 970 amino acids. The record is from RefSeq and is a predicted model, not a curated record. The transcript has 17 exons.